Gigantopelta aegis is the source of this 1607-nucleotide messenger RNA. RefSeq lists its product as uncharacterized. The transcript has 9 exons. Lineage: Eukaryota; Metazoa; Mollusca; Gastropoda; Neomphalida; Peltospiridae. The coding region runs from base 765 to 1499 and encodes 244 amino acids. The record is from RefSeq and is a predicted model, not a curated record.
CACGCGUGACCACAUCAGUGCAAUCAGUGUGAGCUCUUUUGGUAGCCAUAGCUACAAUACAAACACCCAAGCUAUCUUUAAACUUUGACCCUUGUCUCAUUCUCUCCCAUUGGAUAAUUGACACUCACAUGUAUCUGCAUGCUUUCUUUGGACUGACAAGACAGUACAGAAUUAUUUAGUAUUUGAAGAAACAAGUUCAGAUAAGAGAGAAAUAGUAGAAGUUUAAUUUAAAGGGAAGACGCUGCUUUUGUUACGUUCCUGAUAAUACAGAUCACGUGAAUCACCCAAAGGAAGACAAACAACACAUAAUUCGGUGUGCAGGAACUUUCUCUGAACACUGCGGUGGACGAGACAAGAUUUCCGUUUAUAGCAUAGAUCUUCCAGCUUCAGUGGGUAUCAUCAGCGACGCUGAUAAUACCGCUAACUGUGGUUACAUCAAAUACGACCACGACAACGGCUUCAAGCUGGGCUUUGAGAACUGCAGAAGCAAAAAAGGGCGUGUCUGUCCAGCAAACUACACUAACAAUUGGUGGCCAUACGUUUGCAAAUCUGACACAUGCGUAACCGUUACGCGCAAUUAUACACCAAAGUUGGCAUUUGCAUCGGACGAUUGUCAUGGCCAUUUGGAUAAACUAAGCAACAAUACAUUGGAGGCACUAGAACGGGUUUUAUCCAAAGAACCACCGUGGAAGAAUGGUUACUGGAUUGGUCUUAAAAGAGAUGUUGAAUGGCGAUGGAUUAAUGGAAUUACGGUAACAUACACAAUGCCUCGGAAUUCGAAACAACAUGAAAGUAUGGCAAUGUGCCGUUAUGACAGAUAUACACUAUAUUUUGAUGAUGACAGAUCAGAUUUCAACUACACAGUUAUCUGCCAAAUGUACAAGAAUAUGCCUUCCAGAACAGUAACAUCACCGUCGACGACGUCUACAACAACGUCAGUUGUAAAAACAUCAAUGAAACUUGCUUCGGAUAGUAUAACCUCAGCAUAUGUCAGUUCCAGGACCGACACUAACGGGGAGACAACUCUGAGAGACGUAAUUAGUGAAGCUCAAACAUCAGGAAACAUGCCAGACAAGAAUAUGCCUUCCAGAACAGUAACAUCACCGUCGACGACGUCUACAACAACGUCAGUUGUAAAAACAUCAAUGAAACUUGCUUCGGAUAGUAUAACCUCAGCAUAUGUCAGUUCCAGGACCGACACUAACGGGGAGACAACUCUGAGAGACGUAAUUAGUGAAGCUCAAACAUCAGGAAACAUGCCAGCAUUGGUUGGCGGUGUCAUUGGAGCUCUUUUAGUCGUGUUGUUGGCUACAGUUUUGGUUUUAAUCUGGACUAGAAGAACACAACGUUUUUGCUUCAGAAACCGAAAAUCGCCGGAAUCAAAAGUUCACUUUACAUCGGAUAAAAACACGGGAAGCAAGCAGAGCAAAGGAAGUGUAGAAGACGGUCGAACAAACGCUGGCUUCUCUGUGGAAAUUGCAGCAUCUGAACUGAACUGAACUGAACAUUUAUUUCUCUCAGGCCGUAAUCCACGGCAUAUGAGGAACAAUAUAUAAUACAACAAUUCACACUUUUUAACAAGAUGACAGAGUAAAACUAUUCACAUA